Messenger RNA from Ctenopharyngodon idella (grass carp), 1871 nucleotides. Its product is annotated as cytosolic sulfotransferase 3-like. Gene Ontology annotation, cellular component: cytoplasm. NCBI's taxonomy places the organism in Eukaryota, Metazoa, Chordata, Actinopteri, Cypriniformes, Xenocyprididae. The coding region runs from base 155 to 1063 and encodes 302 amino acids. The transcript has 8 exons. Gene Ontology annotation, biological process: sulfation. The record is from RefSeq and is a predicted model, not a curated record. Gene Ontology annotation, molecular function: sulfotransferase activity.
GACAGCACUGAAUAGCACUGAGUAGAAGCCCGGUUUGCAUUUUGAGGAACACAAGCGAGCUGCCAGAAACAUUAUAGGAAGAGAAUACAGAAGGAAGAGAAUUAUAGGAAUUAUAGGAAGAGAAUACAGAAAAUUAAAACACUUUUUCACCAUAAUGGAAAUCCCUGACAUGGCUUCACUGAAACUACAUAGUCGGCCAGAGAUGUUUGAUUUUGAGGGUAUUUCUAUGACUCACUUUUUCACUGACAACUGGGAAGAGGUGAAAAACUUUCAAGCAAGACCUGAUGAUAUUCUUAUCGCCACUUAUCCCAAAGCAGGUACCACAUGGGUUUCUUAUAUACUGGACCUUCUGUAUUUUGGUAAGGGUGAUCUAGAGCGUCAGACUUCCCAGCCAAUCUAUGAGAGAGUCCCAUUCCUGGAGUCAUGCUUUCAAGACUUAAAAGUUACAGGGACAGAAAUGGCUGAUCAUCUGCCCACCUCUCCUCGUCUCAUCAAAACUCAUUUACCUGUUCAUCUGGUACCCAAGUCCUUCUGGGAGCAGAACUCAAGGAUUGUGUAUGUAGGACGUAAUGCAAAAGACAAUGCCGUUUCCUAUUUUCAUUUUGAUCGAAUGAACAAGGUACAGCCUGAACCAGGAGAUUGGAACAACUUCUUAGAGAAAUUUAUGAAAGGGAAAAAUGUGUUCGGUCCUUGGUACGAUCAUGUCAGUGGAUGGUGGGAGAAAAAACAGACGUAUUCUAACCUACUGUACUUGUUCUAUGAGGAUUUGGUUGAAGACACUGGACGUGAGGUGGAACGUUUGUGCUCCUUCUUGAGUUUGUCCACCUCAGUUGAAGAAAGGGAGAAAAUAACAAAAGGGGUUCAGUUUGAUGCCAUGAAACAGAACAACAUGACCAACCAUGUCACAAUCCCUUUCAUGGACUUCAAGAUCUCACCCUUCAUGCGGAAAGGUAAAGUUGGAGACUGGAAACGUCACUUCACAGUGGCACAAAAUGAAGAGUUUGAUGAGGUCUACAAACAGAAGAUGAAGAAAACCACUGUCGAGUUCCGCACUGAGAUUUAAUAUUCCAGUUCUAGAGUUCUAGGAAGAAGGUUGAUUGUUGCUCUUCUGUUUUCACAUAGAGGAUAUUUAAGAUGUUUUUGCACACAGACACUGAAAACUUAAAGGGAUAGUUCACCCCAAAAAUGAAAAUUUUAUCAUCAAUUACUCACUCUCAAGUUGUUCCAAACCUGUAUAAAUUUCUUUGUUCUACUGAAGGAAGAUAUUUUGAAGAAUGUUUGUAACCAAACUAUUUUGGGGCACCAUUGACUUCCACAGUAUAUUUCCCCCCUCCAUACUAUGGAAGUCAAUGGAGCCCAUCAACUGUUCGGUUACAAACAUUAUUCAAAAUAUCUUCCUGGUAAGUAUAUUGUAAAAAUUUUAUUUGUUAGUCAAAUACUAAUUUCUUUUCAUGAAAAAAACUUAAAUAAUAGAUGUAAAUUUUAGACAUUUAUUUUGUUAUGUCCAACUCAGACAAUCAAUUCAGAGAUUAUUAAUGUACUAUAUUAUGGUACUUUAGUUAUCUAUUAUUGUGUAUAUUUACAAAGCCACUGAAUUAUUUUAGAGUGCUUUUUUUGGUUGUCACUGUCUUGUGAUUGAGACACAGGAAAAUUGUUUUUAAGGAUUGUUUCAUGCUAAGAACUGAAAGUUCAUGUACAUUAAAACAAAGUUAUCAAGAUCAAAACCAAAGAUAUUGUUGAUUUACUAUUAAAUCUUUAGCUAAAGAUUAGCUUGAAAUAUAGCAUAAACUAGUGUUCUGGAAACAAAGUCUGUAAUUUUCUCCAUAGAGACAUUGACUGUACAGUGGAUAUAAAAAGUCUUAUUAAAACAC